This is a messenger RNA of Centropristis striata (black sea bass), 5453 nucleotides long. Its product is annotated as SH3 domain-binding protein 4. The transcript is spliced from 5 exons. The coding region runs from base 182 to 3067 and encodes 961 amino acids. Gene Ontology annotation, cellular component: cytoplasm. Gene Ontology annotation, molecular function: protein binding. The record is from RefSeq and is a predicted model, not a curated record. Lineage: Eukaryota; Metazoa; Chordata; Actinopteri; Perciformes; Serranidae.
CUCACACAGCAGCAGCACCGGGAGAGCUCGACGGAUCCUCGGCUCAUAACGGCUCAUAACGUCUUCUUCAUGGGACUAGAGCAGACUUCUCUCCGCCAGAGAUCAUGGGAGUCUGUUGACAUCCGACUGGGCUACUAGCAGAAGGAAACCCGUGACCAGAACACACAGAGACAGAACCAACAUGGCCGCCCAUCGGAUCAGAGCCACCACCACCAACAACGCUUCUCUCCCUCGCUGCAAGUCCGAGGGGACGCUCAUCGACCUCAGCGACGGCGUGUCGGAGGCCAGUCUGAGCGAUGUCAAAGUGCCUUCUCCCAGUGCCUUACGACUGGACGCCACCGCCUCCUUCGGCACUGCCAGGGAAGUCGUUGCCAUUAAGGACUACUGCCCAAACAGCUUCACCACCCUCAAGUUCUCUAAAGGGGACCGCCUCUACGUCCUGGACUCGUCGGGAGGAGAGUGGUGGUACGCCCACAACAACACAGAGAUGGGUUACAUCCCCGCCGCCUACGUGGAGCCCAUAAACUUCAGAGACUCGUCCUUCAGCGACAGCGGGAUGAUUGACACUGUGGGAGACUGUAACGAGGAGGCAGCCAAAGAAAUCGACCUCCUCGGAGAGUGGGCUGGGGUGAUCCUGAAACCGACCACCUUCCAAAACGGAAAUCCUUUUGCAACCACCCAUACCUCUACAAACCCUUUCCUGAACGGGGGUCCUCAGAGUUCACUUGAUCAGAACAGUAAUGAGAAAUCAGUUGACCUCCUUUUGUUUGAUACGCUGACUCCAUCAGUGCCCAACUCCACCAGCAGCACCACCAGCAAUGGUUUUGGCAGUGGCGUCUUUAACCCUCUCAGUCCCUCUGUAGGGUCGGGGCAAACGUUGCGCAGGGAUAACCCGUUUUUUAGAAGCAAGCGGUCCUACAGUCUGUCUGAGCUGUCCAUCCUGCAGGCCCAGUCCGACGCCCCUCAAGCCUCCUCUGGUUUCUUCGGGGGCCUGAAAGCACCAGCGCCAGAGCAGUUCCAGAGCAGGGAGGACUUCCGGACUGCAUGGCUCAGUCACCGCAAGCUAGCCAGGUCCUGUCAUGACCUGGACUCGCUGGGUCAGAACCCAGGCUGGGGCCAGACUCAGCCAGUGGAGACCAACAUCGUCUGUCGGCUGGACAGCUCAGGAGGGGCCGUCCAGCUUCCGGACACCAACAUCAGCAUCCACAUACCUGAGGGCCACGUGGUCCCGGGGGACACCCAGCAGAUCUCCAUCAAAGCUCUGCUCGACCCGCCGCUGGAGCUAAACAACGACCGCUGCACCACAGUCAGCCCUGUGGUGGAGAUCAAACUCAGCAACAUGGAGACCAAAACCACCAUCACCCUGGAGAUGAAAGUGUCUGUCGUUGUGAAAAUGGAGAGCAGGGAGACGACAGAAGUCCUUUGUGUCAGGAGUGACUGUAAAGAGGGACCCUACACCCCCAUUCCUCAGGCGUACAUGUACGGGGACACCGUCCAGGUGUGCCUGGAUAACCUGGAGCCGUGCAUGUAUGUGUGUGUUGUGGCUCAGUCCCAGUCCCUGACUCCAGACUCCACAGUCUGGGAGCAUGUGGUUAAAAAGAUCACCUUAGGAGUCUAUGGUCCCAAGCACAUUCACCCAUCCUUCAAGACAGUCGUGGCCAUGUUUGGCCACGACUGUGCGCCAAAGUCAUUAUUGGUGAGUGAGGGAGGCAAACAGGCCGCUCCGUCAGUGGUGCUGCAGCUCUGGGGCAAACACCAGUUCGUGUUGUCCAAACCGCAGGACCUCCGCGUUGGAGUUUACUCCAACAUGGCCAACUAUGAGGUCAAGGCUAGCGACCAGGCCAGAGUGGUCCGAGGCUUCCAGGUCAAACUGGGCAAAGUCAGCAGGCUCGUUUACAUCAUCGCCUCGCGCAACUCCGAAGACGUUUCUGAUUUCACCUUAAGGAUCCAGAUCAAAGACGACCAAGAUUGUAUACUGGCUCAGUUUUGUGUCCAGACGCCAACACCCCCACCCAAAGCAGGCCCAAAGACAUCAGUGCAACGGCGUUUCCUGAAGAAGAAGGAAGUGGGCAAGAUCGUCUUGUCUCCUCUUGCCAUCGCCACCAAGUACCCUGUUUUUCAGGACCGGAGAAUAAAUAACCUGAAGUUUGGAAAGUUAAUCAAAACUGUCAUCCGACAAACGAAAAAUCAGUACCUGCUGGAGUACAAGAAAGGAGACUUUGUAGCUCUGUUGAGUGAGGAGAAGAUCAAGCUGAAGGGUCAACUGUGGACAAAAGAGUGGUACAUUGGAUAUUAUCAGGGCAAAAUGGGAUUUGUUCAUGCGAAGAAUGUGCUGGUGGUUGGCAAAGUUAAGCCCAUUUACUUCAGCGGGCCCGACCUCACAACUUCAUUGUUACUGGAGCAGAUACUGAAGCCCUGCAAGUUCCUCACAUACAUCUACGCCUCCGUAAGAACUAUACUGAUGGAGAACAUCGGCAACUGGCGAGCGUUCGCCGAUGCACUCGGAUACGUCAACCUGCCUUUGACGCACUUUUGUCGCGCGGAGCUGGACAGCGAGCCUGAGAGGGUUGCAUCCGUGCUGGAGAAGCUGAAGGAGGACUGCAACAAUGCGGACAGCAAAGAGCGAAAGUCCUUCCAGAAAGAACUCCUGACGGCUCUGCUGAAGAUGGACUGCCAGGGUCUAGUUGCCAGGCUGGUCAUGGACUUCGUCCUGCUGACCACGGCGGUGGAGGUGGCGGGGCGCUGGAGGGAGCUGGCCGAGCGGCUGGUCAAGGUCUCACGCCAGCAGAUGGACGCUUACGAGGCGCCGCACCGCGACAAGAACGGGGUGGUGGACAGCGAGGCCAUGUGGAAGCCGGCCUACGACUUCCUGGUGACGUGGGCGGCUCAGAUCGGCGACAGCUACCGAGACGUGAUCCAGGAGCUGCACAUGGGCCUGGACAAGAUGAAGAGCCCCAUCACCAAACGCUGGAAGCACCUGACCGGCUCGCUCAUCCUGGUCAACUGCCUGGACGCCCUGCGGAGCUCCGCCUUCAGCCCCGCCGCUCAGGACGACUACGCCAUCUGAAGCCUCUCCGUGGUGUUCCCCCUCACCUCUGCUCUCUGGAGGAGUUACAGUUAGAAAUGCUGCAUAUCAGCUGUCACGCCAGGCUGCCGUCGUGUUGUUUUGCUCCGGCGGCGCCGCCUCCAGCUCCUCGCGGCCCGGGGGAACCUGGACGUCUCCACGGCGACCGGCCAAACUACAGAGCUGUACGGAGCUCACAGUAUUCACAAAGACUCUUUUAAUAGUUCCUGUCUGCAUAGUUAUGUAUUUUUGUACUCUUAUUAUGGCACAGCAUUUUUUAAAGCAACACUUUGAACCCCUUUGGUUAAGAACUGUGGAUUGAAUGCCAAGAAAGACACUUUUUCAAGAAAAGACACUUUUAGAUAUCGUACCCUUGUUACCGUAGCCUUGUCACAUUUGUCAAAUCUCUUCUAUUUAUUUGUACAUCAAAGAGAAAAGCCACUUUUCUUCUCUCCUUCAGGUUCUCUCUCUUUCUCUCACUGUGGUCCUGCUCAUCCCACAGAUCCAAAUAUAUAAAAAACAGACUUUGUUAUUAAUCUUGAACACAAAGUGAGUCCAGCUUUCCUCUAGUGCCAAAACAUUCAGUCAGUUAAACAAAUAGACAGGAAAUCAAUCAACAACAGAUUAGAUACAGUUUGACAAUUUGCUGCUUUUCUCUCUUUUCUAAUCUAGUUAAUUAAAUGUUUGAACUGUUGACCAGACAGAAAAAGUAAUAUUAAAAUGUUUUCAGCUCUGUUUGUUUGUCAGCAGGAUGAUGGAAGAACUACUGGCCCUGUUUAAAUGAAAGCUGGUAGAAGGCUGAAGCCUGGGCCAAGGAACGACCCAGGGAACUUUAGAAAGGAUCCAAGUCACGAAUAAUGAUUAUUUGUAUAGAGCCAGUGUGCUGCAUUAAUGUAGUGUCGGAAUAAUCAGAAAAAUGUGUUCCCAAAUGGGAAAAUUCAUAUGAACCCCCUCAAAAUAUCAUCAUUUGAAAUGAUUAUGGAUGUUUUCUUUGUUUUCAGACUAAUGCUCAGCUCCUUCACCUUAGAACAGAAACUACUCAGUCAUCUCUCUGGUGCUUCUGGCUCAGUUUUCAUCAGGAGAUUCUUGCUCAGCUGUCCUGUAGAUGUUCAGCCUCCAUGAUUGUUUCAGUUUACAGCUCCAUUCACUUCUUCUAUGACUUCUGGACGUUUCCCUUUUAUCCAAAACCAAACUUACAUCACCAAAACCAAAUACGUUGAUCAGUCGAUAAGAGCUGGUCUUGAUCCGGAUCAGACUGAAUCCAGGUGUCUUUUAUUCAUGAAGUCCUGGCAGGUAUGUGUCAUGAUAACAGCUCAGUGAUGAAGAAGAAAUCAACAGUUCACACAGUAGUAAAUGUACAGUGGAGGUUUCAGUUUGUCUCUGAAGAAACACUGCAGCUCCUCCAAACCAGAGUAAAUGCUGGGUCUCUAGCCCAGCUGGAAAUAAAUUAAUAAAUAAAUUAUAUAUAUAUAUCAGUCAGGAUACUGAUUGGAAAAAAAGGAGGCCUACAAAGGUUUUCAGCAUCAACACAACUGUUGAAUUAUAUUCAAAUCUGAACAUCGUGUAGAAUAACUAAAGUUAUUGACCCUCAGUAAGAGAGGUGCUCUGUUUGUUUGUCUGUUUGUUUGUCAAACAGAUAAACAACUAAAGUUAUUGACCCUCAGUAGGAGACGUGCUGCUGGCUGGGGAAGCAGCAGCUCUCGUAGGUUGAGUGUCAGUUAUUUUUCAUCCCUGAAUUUAACCCCAUGAAGUCGAAAGAUGUCUCUACUCUUCCUUGAAAUGAUAAUUUUUCAGACACAGACUGUUGUUGUCUUUAUAAAUGAAGCGAUGCUUCCUCCGUGACUCUUGAUCAUCGUUCUGUGACUGUCAGAUAACAGGAAGUGAUCGAUCAGGCCUGAGAUCUCGAUGGAUCAGACCGUUUGCAGGUUCUCACCUAUAACAGAUUGCAGGUUUCCGUCCCUGGAUGGUGAUUUCAUAUUUGCAGUAUGAAAGCUAAACUAACUGGAUCAAGUGUAUAAAAUGCAGCAGAAAAGUGAACCUUGGUUCAGACAUUGAGGUGAGGAGAAAUACUGAGUUGAGAACUUUCAUUAUUGGUUAAUCUAUUGAUUAUUUAUUUAAUAAUCACUUAAAACUGUUCAGCAUUACCUUCUAUAUAACAACUGUAGCCACUCAUUCUCACCUGUUUCUUUAGUUCCAUGGAAGUUGUUUGUACCAAAGCUGGCCCUGAGCACCGCUCCACACAUGAUGUAAUGUUGACUGUCUGUCAAAGCUUCUGGUCAGGUUUUGUCUCAGUGCUGCAUACUGUAUAACGUGGUGACUUUAAAACAUUUUUUGUGACUGCAUACUUUUGUGGAAAAGACUCUAAAUAAAAUGUAAAUAUUUGGACCCA